ACAGAGAGCCGAGAGACGCGCACAAGGCGAGGCAGCGACUGUACACCACCGGAGGCAACAUGGUAGCUCAACAGAAGAACCUUGAAGGAUAUGUGGGGUUUGCCAAUCUCCCAAACCAAGUGUACAGGAAAUCCGUGAAGAGGGGAUUUGAAUUCACACUUAUGGUAGUAGGUGAAUCUGGUCUGGGAAAGUCCACACUCAUCAAUUCACUGUUUUUAACAGACCUGUACUCCCCGGAUUACCCUGGUCCUUCACACAGAAUUAAAAAAACUGUUCAGGUUGAACAGUCAAAGGUUCUAAUCAAAGAAGGGGGAGUCCAGCUACUUCUUACAAUAGUAGACACACCUGGAUUUGGAGAUGCAGUGGAUAAUAGCAACUGUUGGCAACCGGUUAUUGACUAUAUUGACAGUAAAUUUGAAGACUACCUUAAUGCAGAAUCCCGCGUGAACAGACGCCAGAUGCCAGAUAAUCGCGUGCAGUGCUGCUUAUAUUUCAUCGCACCAUCGGGCCAUGGACUGAAGCCUUUGGACAUCGAGUUCAUGAAGCGUUUGCACGAGAAAGUCAACAUAAUUCCACUCAUUGCCAAAGCUGAUACUCUUACUCCAGAAGAAUGCCAGCAGUUUAAAAAGCAGAUAAUGAAAGAAAUCCAAGAACACAAAAUCAAGAUCUAUGAAUUCCCAGAGACAGAUGAUGAAGAAGAAAAUAAGCUGGUGAAAAAAAUAAAGGACCGUUUACCUCUUGCUGUGGUGGGUAGCAACACGAUUAUAGAAGUCAAUGGCAAGAGACUAAGAGGAAGACAGUAUCCAUGGGGGGUUGCAGAAGUGGAAAACAGCGAACAUUGUGACUUCACUAUACUGCGAAACAGGUUGAUAAGAACUCACAUGCAGGACCUGAAGGAUGUAACCAAUAACGUACAUUAUGAGAACUACAGGAGCCGAAAACUGGCAGCUGUCACUUAUAAUGGAGUUGAUAACAACAAAAACAAAGGACAGCUAACAAAAUUUGACACAGUUGAAGGCAUGAGUCCUCUGGCUCAAAUGGAAGAGGAAAGAAGGGAACACGUGGCCAAAAUGAAGAAAAUGGAAAUGGAAAUGGAGCAAGUGUUUGAAAUGAAGGUUAAAGAAAAAGUGCAGAAGCUUAAGGACUCCGAAGCAGAGCUUCAGCGGCACCACGAGCAAAUGAAAAAGAACCUGGAGGCUCAACACAAAGAGUUGGAGGAGAAACGGCGUCAGUUUGAGGAGGAGAAAGUAAACUGGGAAACUCAACAGCGCAUACUGGAACAGCAGAAUUCUUCCAGAACUUUGGAGAAAAACAAGAAGAAAGGGAAGAUAUUUUAGAAUCAUUCUUAGACCCCGUACUCUAUCAGUUGCCAAUUUGCCAGCCCAGACAUCAGUGUUCGUUGGAAACAUUCAGCCACUUUUCAAAACCAGUUGCAUCCAUAAUUGUUGGAUUAAGCGGCAUGACAUUUUUUUUUUUCUUUACCCUUUUUUUUAAUUCUUAUUGUUGACGGAAAUUAAGAUGCCUUGAAUUGUUUGAGGUUUUGCAUAUUUGGAGAACUAUACGCUGCAAGUAACUUGCUCCCUUUUUCCCCCACUUUCUCUUUUUAACCGAUGCCUUCGUUUUAAAAGCAAGACAAAGCAUUUUACUGUUGUAUAACCAUGGUCUGGUGGCUGGUAGCAGGAUAAUCUACAACACAAGGACUCUGGCUUACAAAUGAAGAUAAAAACACCAUACUUUUGUUGCAUCUUCUAAUUCUCUCACACGUAUAACAAGACUUCCAUACAUACGGUUUAUUGUAAUUUACAUUUUCUUCCCCUAAUUUUGACAAUUCCAUUGUUUAAAACUACACAUGGGAAUAUAGGCUUACAGUGCACAGAAAGCUUUUUUUUUUUUUUUUUUUGUUACGUUUUUUGUUUUUUU
Pelobates fuscus (common spadefoot toad) is the source of this 1920-nucleotide messenger RNA. RefSeq names its product septin-7-like. Lineage: Eukaryota; Metazoa; Chordata; Amphibia; Anura; Pelobatidae. Gene Ontology annotation, molecular function: GTPase activity; molecular adaptor activity; GTP binding. Gene Ontology annotation, cellular component: cell division site; septin complex; microtubule cytoskeleton. The record is from RefSeq and is a predicted model, not a curated record. Gene Ontology annotation, biological process: cytoskeleton-dependent cytokinesis; intracellular protein localization; cilium assembly.